AUGGAGCCCAAUCCAAUACAUUACCACAACGGUUUUAACGUCGGAUGCGCUGCAACGGCAAGGGCAAGGGGGGCAAGGGCGCUAGCGGGGGCGGCGGUGGUGGCGGUGGGGGCGGCGGAGGGGGUGGGGGUGGGGGCUUCGGUGGCCGCGGUGGAGGUGGAGGCGGCGGCGGCGGCGGCGGUGGGGGUGGAGGCGGCAGAGGCGGCAGCGAAGGUAGAGCUGGUCGGGUUGGAGCUGUGCAGCGGGGAGACUUUGGUGGUGGUCGGCGCCAGUAGCACCAGCGCUCUCGUCAGACCCCGUCGCCCCAGCAGCUUCGUGAGUGGUACGCUGCGCGCCAGCGGUCUGGGGGUGCUGGUCCCUGUGCUUACGUCCUGCGUAUGGGCGACCGCACUGGGGAGCCGUGCGUCGGGUGUAGCUAUCUUUGAUCUUGAUUAUGAUGCUAUUCUUGCUGCCAUGUAUGUUGUCUCUACUAGUGCUGAGGGUAACUGUUACCUGUGUGUUCCGCCUGACCUGGGCAUGGAGGCUGCUGCUCUAGGUGCUAGUGAGUCUGCUGCUCCAGGUGCUAGUGAGUCUGCUGCUCCAUGUGCUAGUGAGUCUACUGCUCCGGUACUGCGUCUUUACCUCCCCUCAUUCUCUACGAACUUGGUGAAUGGUGCUGACCUCCACGAUAGGGGGGUAGCUGCGUCGGGUCAGGUGUUUGCAGCUGCGUCCAAGUCUGGUCGUGAGUCUGCCCCCGGCUCGUAUCGUCUCCUGUCUCACCAGACUCUCCUCUGGCACCACUGCCUUUGUCACCCCUCCCUGCCUUGUCUCCGAGGCAUGGCCUCCCAUGUCGUUGUCUCUGGUCUCCCCCGGUCCCUCCCUCCCCUCCCCCCGGGGCCUGCCCCUACCUGCGUUCCCUGCGUCGAGGGGCGGCAGCGCGCCGCUCCUCACUCCUCCGAGCUUCCUCCGACAGAGGCUCCGCUGCAGACUCCAUAUGGAUGUGUGGGGCCCAGCCCGCGUUCAGGUGGGGAGUUUUCCUCCAACCUUCUGCGAGCCUUCUCACGUGCGGAGGGCAUCCGCCAGACGCUCACACUUCCGGCCUCUCCACAGCAAAAUGGGAUUGCUGAGCGCCGCAUUGGCAUGGUCUUGGACGUCGCUCGUACGUCUAUGAUCCAUGCGGCUGCUCCCCAUUUUCUGUGGCCGUUCGCGGUUCAGUACGCGGCAAAUCAGAUCAACCUUCAGCUCCGGGUCUCCCUGCCGGAGAGCUCCCCUACUCUGCGGUGGACGGGGAAGGUUGGCGAUGCGUCUGCGUUCCGUGUCUGGGGAUCUCGAGCUUUCGUCCUCGACUUGUCUGCGAACAAGCUGUUCUCGCGUGCUGUUCCCUGCGUCCUCCUUGGCUUCCCCCUUGACGCGCCUGGUUGGCAGUUUUACCACCCCACCUCGCGCCGUGUUCUGUCCUCCCAGGACGUCACAUUUGACGAGUCGGUUCCAAAAUACCGUGUGUCCCAGGUAGACGCAGUCGAGCCUGUCGAGGUAGCUGUUGACUCUGGUGCUGCUAGGGGUGCUGAGCCUGCAGCUUGGAGGUCCUUCGGGUGCCUCGUCCCGGCGGGAGCCACUCUCUCCGCAGCAGCUGUGCGAGUGGUUGCUCGGCGCUGGAGCCGUGCUGCUGGAGCUGGUGGUGCUGCCAACGCUGGAGGUUCUAUUGCUGCUGGGGGUGCUGGAGCCACGGGUCUCGGAGGUGCUGGUACUGGACGUACUGGAGCUGCUGGGCCUGGUGGUGCUACUGGUGCCGGACCUGCUGGUGUUGCUGGAGCUAGCGGUGCUGCUGGAAUAGGUGCUCCUGGAGGUACUGGAGCCGGAGCUGCUGCGUCUUCCCGUGGUCCUGCUCGAGCUGGAGCUGCUGGAGGUGCUGGAGCUGGAGGUGCUGCUGGAGCCGGUGCUCCUGUGGGUGCUGGAGUUGGCACUUCUGGAGCAGCUGGUGGUGCUGCUGGAGUUGGUGGAGCUACUGGAGUCGGCGCCAACGUUGGGGGUACUGGUGCUGUCCCUGCUCGUUCUGGAGUCUGA
Molecule: messenger RNA, 2043 nt
Organism: Closterium sp. NIES-65
Lineage: Eukaryota; Viridiplantae; Streptophyta; Zygnematophyceae; Desmidiales; Closteriaceae
Source: the annotation of a GenBank genome assembly